AUGCGUCCCGUCGCCGCCCGGCCCCCGCUGCCCGCGCUCCUGGCCCUGCUCUGGGCUCUGCUCCCAGGGCCUGGAGGUGCCCAAACAUCAGUGCACCCCAAGGCAGUCACCAUACCCCGGGGCGGUUCCGUGGUGGUGAACUGCAGUACCUCCUGUGAUCAGCACAAACUCCUGGGUCUGGAGACUGUUUUGAAUAAGAAAGAAGUGGCCAGCGGAUCCAACUGGGAGACCUAUGAACUGAGUUCCGUACAAGAAGACACCACUCCCUUCUGCUACUCCACCUGCGACAACAACGAACAGUCCCAAGCUACAGUGUCCCUCACCGUGUACUGGCUCCCGGAGCGUGUGGAGCUGGCACCCCUUCCCCAUUGGCAGCCUGUGGGCAAAAAUCUCACCCUGCGGUGCCAGGUGGCGGGUGGGGCGCCCCGGACCAACCUCUCCGUGAUGCUGCUCCAAGGGGAGAAGCUGCUGAGCCCGCCGCAGCCCGCGGGGGGGACGCCUGUGGCUGAGGUCACGGCCACCGUGUUGGCACGCAGAGGCGACCAUGGCACCAAUUUCUCCUGCCGCACAGAACUGGACCUUCGGCCCCAAGGGCUGGGACUGUUCCAGAACAGCUCAGUCCCCAGGCAGCUCCGGACCUUCGUCCUGCCGGAGCUCCGCCCACACCUCGCUACUCCCAAGAUCCUGGAAGUGGGCACACGGGGGUCCGUGACCUGCACCAUGGAUGGGCUGUUCCCGGUCUCAGAGGCCCAGGUCCACUUGGCCCUGGAGGACCAGAAGCUGGAACCCACAAUCCACUACAGCAAGGACUCCCUCUUGGCCACCGCCCGGGUGGAGGCGAGCCCGGGGCAGGAAGGCCUCCACCCGCUGACCUGUGCGGUGAGCCUGGGAAACCAGAGUCGGAGGACUCGGGAGGAUGUGACCAUCUACAGUUUCCCAGCUCCCAACCUGACCCUGAGUGAGUCUGAAGUCCCGGAGGGGACUAAGGUGAGCGUGGAGUGCAAGGCCCGUGCUGGGGCUGCGGUGACGCUGAGCUGGGACCCAGAUGGGUCUCCACUUCCGAAGGCCGAAACCACGCUGAAUGCCACUGCUGAGGACGACGGGCGAGAAUUUUUGUGUUCCGCCACCCUGAUGGUGGCCGGGGAGGAGCUGCACAAACACAAGACCCAGAAGCUCUCUGUCUUGCAUGGCCCCCGCCUGGACCAGGAGACUUGCCCAGGAAACUGGACUUGGGAGGAAAACACCCCGCAGACCCUGAGAUGCCAGGCCUUGGGGAACCCGACCCCCAUGCUGGCCUGUCACCGGGAAGGGGAUAGGGCGCUGCUGCCCAUCGGGGACCUGAGGCCUGUCACGCGGGAUAUUUCGGGCACCUACGUGUGCCGGGCCACCAGCAGUCGCGGCGCGGUCACCCACGAGGUGGUUGUGAACGUGAUCCAUCGCCCGAGUAACCUGGCCACCAUCCUUGUGGUGGCAGGCUUCAUUGUGGGCAUCGUGUGCACAGCGGGUCUGGUCGCUUACCUCUAUAACCGCCAGCGGAAGAUCCGGAAGUAUAAGCUACAGAAGGCCCGGGAGCAGGCCGCCCUGAAGCUGAACACGCCACCCUGA
This is a messenger RNA of Pipistrellus nathusii (Nathusius's pipistrelle), 1605 nucleotides long. The record is from the annotation of a GenBank genome assembly. NCBI's taxonomy places the organism in Eukaryota, Metazoa, Chordata, Mammalia, Chiroptera, Vespertilionidae.